AUGUGUCCCAACAAAAAGGACGCGAGGCCGUCUUCAAAUCGGCCAGCUAUUCUUGCUCCUCUCCGUCCCCGUGAAUCGACAGACUCACCAGCGGCUCCAUCACCUGUAGUUACCGAGACAGCCUCCACUGCAAAAGAAGACGGCGAGCAAGAUCUCGGAUCUCAUCUCCUGAAUUGCAAUGACAAAUCAUGGGUCGAGCUUGGCCAUCGAACUCGCUCACACUUCAUUGGGUCUGAACUUUCUAACUGUCACUAUCUUGUUCGGCAGAGCUCUUCCGAGAUAGGCAUUGACAAAGUGUUUCACUUCAGCAAUGGCCAGUUGGAUUCCUCAGAGAAUUGGUAUGAAGCACAUAACAUUCCAGAUGAGAUUCUUAUACGGCCAGAUAAGUUGCUUGAAACCAGGCUUAUCAGAGUGUAUUUUGAUCUCGUCAAUCGUGGAUGGCCAAUAGUGGACGAGGAGUUAUUCAUGUCACAAUAUGAGGGUCAGGAUAGGAUGAAUCCGCUGUGCCUGACGCUUCUCAACGCUAUAUUACUCGUGGGAGCUCACGCCCUGUCAUCUCAAGAUGAGAGCAUGCUUCCUCUGCUUCCUGCGUUCUUCCGAAGAGCGAAGUAUCUCGUAUUGAGUGAUUCAUGGCACGAUAGGCUUGUUUAUAUCCAAGUACCGCUCUUGCUGACAUGGUAUUCUGACGCCAACGCUUGGCAUUGGAUUGGGAUUGCUACCAGAACAGCAAUGGCUAUGGGACUCCAUCGCGAUGCUAGUCACUCAACGAUGCCACCAGUCUACAAACGCAAGUAUGUUCGACUCUGGUGGGUUCUCUUCCAGUUCGACACAAUUUCAGCGACCUCAGCAGGUCGGCCUCAAGUCAUAAACCUGUGGGAUUCUGAUGUACCAGAAUUACAGCAUGCUGACCUUGAAGGCAUUCCUGGAGCAGAAUUCGACUUUAUAAUCCAACACAUCAAGCUGUGCAAGGUCAUCUCACAAACUAUAAGAGAUGGUUGGUCACCUCGAGCUUCCAUGGAGGCACGAGUUGAGGCUAUUAAGAGAGCAGAUGAAUCUCUGGGGCAUCUCAUGCUUGAGCUUCCACCGAGGCUGCAACUGAAACUUUCCGGUCUUGAUAUCUGGCAGUCUCUAUUUCACCUGACUCAUCACAACUUCAUUCUGUUGAUCCACCGCCCAGCACCAAAUCCCGGCACAAAGGAUCAAUCUCCAGAGGCGAACGAUGAUGCUAUCCUUUGCAGGGAAGCAACAGUAGCGAUUGCAUCUGUUUUCGAAGUCUUACUCAGCAAAAGGAUGAUCUCUUCAUUAUGGCUAUACAGCAACCAUGUUCUGUUCACUGCAACUAUCUACAUCCUGAAUCAGAUCAGCACUAGCAAACCACUGUUGGCUGCCAAGUCUCGGCAUAUACUGGACACGUUUCUUGCGACGUUGCGGGAGCUAGCAAAGUAUUGGACUUACGCGAAAGGGCUACUGCAGGUCCUUGAACAGAGGGCUUCCAAGAUCAGGGAUGAGAGAGCUGAUAAGCCGUCGACAAGAAUUCAAUACACUGCAACAUCUGGGCAGCAUGGUCGCCAACCCAUUGACCCUCAUAUUAACUUGCCAGAUGGAGCAUCACCAUUUGAGCAGCAAAGAGAGGAUUCAUCGGCGUGGAGUAAUCAGGAAGGUCAAACACCGAAUGCAGGCUUGGCUGACCUUAGUUCAAACCCUCAUGCCACAGCUGCUGACUUUUAUCCAAGCACAGGCUUUCUAGGGUCCAGCCAAGACCCUUUAUUAGAUGACUUAUUUAUGAUAGACACUUCUGCGCUUGAUCUUUUCUUCUACGAAAACACUCAAUAG
Molecule: messenger RNA, 1833 nt
Organism: Fusarium redolens
Lineage: Eukaryota; Fungi; Ascomycota; Sordariomycetes; Hypocreales; Nectriaceae
Product: fungal-specific transcription factor domain-containing protein
Exons: 2
Coding region: 1-1833 (610 amino acids)
Biological process (GO): DNA-templated transcription
Molecular function (GO): DNA binding; zinc ion binding
Source: RefSeq, a predicted model, not a curated record